AUGGCGUCAAGCCCAUCAGUCAGCACCAGCUCGAUCCAUUCUCACGCCCCGGACGAGCGAGGACCGCACUUUAGGCUACAAGACUGUCCACCUGACGAGCCUGUUAUAAUCGUACAACCGAACGAGGCCCUUCUGUUGCCAUUAUCACAGCACUCGUUACAUCGAAAGCUUGAAGUUACCGCCCACCAGAGCCUUCAAGACCUUUCGAUAGGGUCCCGAUCCCUUGCAGACGACCUCAUAAUGCUGACGUCAAGUGCAGGCGUCAUCUUUGGACGUAUUCCCAAUGAACUCUCCGACGUGGGGUUUACAAAAUGGCUUGAGUUGUUCAUUGACUACAUUAGCCACAAUGAGCAAGCUUCGUGGUGGCACACUGAUUACUCUGGACCGUGGGCGUGCUAUGUCUUCGUGCCUAUGAAUAAGAGACGCACAAAAUGGAUGUACCCAAACACGAAAAAUGGCAGGUCUCGGCCAUUGACAAUCCUAGGCAUGCUGGAUACGUAUGCAGAAACUAAAUCGUGGCAGUUGAGAUUGCCAGGUUGGGAGCAUGCUGAGGAUAGGGUGGCUGAGAUCCGGGGUAAAUGCUAUGUGCCGGCAUUAAGCAAUCCGAAACAGCGGAAAAGACGACAAGAUACCCAGCAUCGCCCAAAGCAGCUGCCACGGGAAGGCUGGAGGCCGUCGACUGAGAUCAGGUUCGUUUGGGAUCCCGUGGAGCAAAUCAGAGAGUUAAGAUUGAGGGAUCAGGAGUGGACGGAUGAGUUGGUGUUGGAGAGGGUCGAGAUGAGCUUGAUUUGA
Messenger RNA from Talaromyces atroroseus, 792 nucleotides. RefSeq lists its product as hypothetical. NCBI's taxonomy places the organism in Eukaryota, Fungi, Ascomycota, Eurotiomycetes, Eurotiales, Trichocomaceae. The transcript has a single exon. The record is from RefSeq and is a predicted model, not a curated record. The coding region runs from base 1 to 792 and encodes 263 amino acids.